AAAAAAAAAUAUUUAAUUACUUUCUAUAAAUGUAUUAAGAAAAUAUUUAAAAUAUGUUUUUAGCCAAAUAUUUAUUUUAUUUUAUUUUUUGCCAUUUUAAAUGUCCUAAAAUGAAUCUUGGGUGACUAAUAUGCAGUAAACCAAGUUUAGAUAACGUAUGUCAAUGACACCUCUGUAGGUUGGUUAUACCAACAUUGCCACCAGUUGCGUCACUCAUCGCUGUUACGUUGAUGCUUUAUGCGCAAUCCAGUCAUUUAUAGAUCAGGAAUCAAAACCCUUUGAAAACACAUAAGCAAAUCUUAUAAGUGGGUAUUAUUUCACAUUACCAUUUAUUACCAUCAUAGCAUUCGUAUAAAAGAAAAACACUAAUGAUGCUUGCUUUAUUUACUUAGUUUUUUUGUAACUAUUAUCAGUAUAUUUAACCACUUCCACUGCACACACACACACACACAACCACUUUGUCAAUCAGAAUCUGAUGACAUUGCACUUCAAUCUGGCCCCUUAAGCCAGCACCUAAAAGGAAAGAGCCUUAAUUGGCAAUAUAAAGGGUGGAGCGUCUGCAAACAGGUUUUUGUUUAAACCACAACCACAUCCCUAAUGUCAAAGUUUCGUCAUAAGCACCCUGUCCCUGACUGUGCAUGUAGAUGACUAGAUAGUGGCAUAGUGUAAAUGUCAAGACGUGUGCAAUGUACUUGUAUAUGACUAGGAGCUGCAGUAAUAAUUAUUUUUAUCUUGGUUUUACUUUUUGGUGAACAAUUGCUAAAUGGAAAUAUUAUCACGUUUGUAUGUGGGAUUCGUAAAAUGUGUCUGAGCAGAGCUGACCACAGAUUCUUCCACUGUGGUUCCAUGAUGUCUCUAUGGCAAACCAUAAUCUUAUUUGUUGUUUGUGGACUUAUAGAGUGCAAUGACAGCGUGUGCGAUGUGACCUGCACCACAGACUUCAUUUCCACACUAAACUGCUCUAAUUCUGACUUGACAGGAACAGCAUCAUGUUUCAUUGUGGCCAAGUGCAGUGAUGAAUAUGGUACUGUGGAAGGGAGCUGUAAUAUAACAUCAUCACAAUCCUGGUGCACAAUAGAUCCUGAAGAUCUGCAGAUAAUGAUGGACUAUGAUACCAACUGCUCUAUAACAACAACAACACAGAUGACCAAACAAGGGGCUGCAGAGACCCCAACAACUAAAUACAUGAGUUUAUACAGAUCUAUAAAGCUCAUACAACCUUUCAACCUAAGUGUUGCAAAAAUUGACGAGGGUUUCAAUCUCACCUGGGAUGUGGCUUACACAAGUCACGAACUGUAUGAUAAACUAUACUACAGAGUACGAUUACGAAUUAAAGAUGACCCCAGCGAGAAGGAGGAGAUUUUCACUCAAGACCAGAACCAACAGUCAAUAGUUUUUCUCAGUGAAAGACUUCUGCCAGGCAGACAGUAUGUGGCGGACAUCCAAGUCGCCGUCCAUCCCAGGUCUAUUAUAUCCGAGUGGAGUGAAUGGAGCAACAGUGCCGAAUGGACAUGUGACCCUACCGGGUCCGAACAGUACUAUCUCCUGCUGUUGAUGGCGGUGCCCAUUGCAGCAAUGGCUGUGGUGCUUCUGUACAGUGGAAAACUAGGGGGAAUCAAAAAGAUGUUAUUAUGGCAACACAUCCCAAGCCCCCACGACUACUUCAGACCGCUCUACCAUACGCACCAGGGUGACUUUAAGAAAUGGGUCGGGCCGGUCCUAACCUUCAGCAGCUUUGAUGUCCUAGAGAAGAACUCUAUCGUGCAGGUGCUUUGUGACAAGCAGCAGCCUGAAAGGUCAGAGGAACCUGGCAACAACCGGAACGCUCAACACCGAGACUCCAGUCCUAACAGUCCGGCGAAUCAAAACUCAUCCAAAUUUUACUUCCAUGGAAGCGGCAGUCAAGUCGUCACCCACUCCGGUGGCCACAUAUCGAUGGACACGGUUACGGUUUCUGGUCAGGAGGGCAUCGUGGCCGACUGGUCCAGUGAAAGUCACCGACGGAGCAUUGAGGACUUCCCCAACAGCGAGGAAGCCGAUCGGAGAGCGCACGAAAUUGCUGACGGGCAGCUGAGGGAUUUACUACCCAAUAGGAGGGGGAGUUUACAGGACUGUGAUGAUUGGCAUGUACAGGAUCACAUUGAACGGGUUUCCCUGGUCUCCUAUAGUUCCAAUGAGCACUCCGAUGAUGGUUACCCUCAAAUGGGACUGGAUUUAGACACCAUAGACAGUGGUUUUCUGGAGUCAGACUGUUCAAGCCCUUCAGCGUUUGAUGAGAAAGAGCAGAUAGAGACUGCGUCACUAGACGGAGUGGGAGUUUUUCACUCAAAUUAUGUCAAACAGUGGGUGUCUUUUACGGCAGUCCAGGUUGAUACCCACAGCUCUGGAUAAUAGCUGCUGAGGGGAACAUCUGCUACAUCAAAACAGUAUGAGGCUUACACACAAAGAGCUAAAGACAUUAAAAGCUGGCUCUUGUGACAAUAUUGUGCUGUGUUUGUGGACCAAAUCCAUACAAUUUGCAGGCUUCAAUUUUAUGAUCAUUUCCAGUUCUUCAAUCCAUUUUUAAGUAUCCAGGACUACAUUGUCACAAACAUAGUGCCUUUAAAAAGUAUGCCAAGUGUCCCUGUGUAUCUUUCAGUGAAUUUUCAUGUUUCCAUCAUGGACUGUAAAAAAUAUGGAUGUAGUGUCUGCGACGUCACCCAUAGGUUUGUGAAGAGCUUUUUUGAAGCCAAUAGUUGGCAAAGCCUGUCGUCGACAUCUUGCCCGCGCAUCACUCGCGGAUAACCGAAAAUGGGUAAAGAGGCGGGGACGUGGGUGAAGCUGAGGUGGCUGGUUGCUGAAACCAUGCUUGCCUAGCUUGACAGUAGUGACAGCAGUGGCAGUUUACCCUUUACCACCUUUACAAAAAUUAACCAUUGUUUUACUACAAAUAAAACCAAAACAAUAGUUAGCACAAUUAAACAAUUGGUUUUGCUACACUGUAAAAAAAUCUGCAUUUUUGUCAAAUCAAUAUAUUAUUUUAACUUAAAAAAAUAAGUUAAACAAAUUCAACUUGUUUUUUAAAGUUAUGUCAACUUAUCACAGGUCAAAACUUAAAAUAGCAGGUUGAAUUGACUUGCAAAACCAAUUCCUGGUUGCACUUAAAUUUUUAAGUUUAAUAAACUUGAAUUUACAAAUUAUUUCAACUUUCUUGACUAGUGAGGAGUUGCAAUAAAUUAUAAAAAUAAAGUUGAAUUAGCUUAAAUUAUUUCAACUUUAUAUUGAAAAUUCCUCACUAUAGUCAAGAAAGUUUAAAUUAAUUGUAAAUAAUUUAAGUUGCUUUAACUUAAAAAUUUAAUUGCAAAAAUACAUUUUUUACAGUAUGUACAGUAGUACUUUUUUGUAGUAAAAUGUGGUAAUAAAUACGCAAAAGAAACAUGGUUACUACAGUUUUACUAUAAUGUAACCACGAUUCAUUUUCAUAAGGGUAAAUGUACUCUUAAGUUAUACACUAGCGCUUGCAUUCACAAACUGUAUGUGACAACGUGUUCUGUCGUAAGACAUUGUUCCAAUAUUUGUGUUCUAUCUUGCUAUUUUGAGAAAAGUCUGUUAGUAGCGCAUACUUUUAGUGCACAAUGGGAAAUAAUGCUGCCAAUGCAUUUUCAGUUAUCUGAUUAAACUGGGGCACAAUGCACUUGUGUUGUUUUGUCAGAGGAAUCCAUUUAUCACAAAUACAUUUGCUUUUGCAAUCAUUUAGCCGUCGCAUGCAACGUUUCAAUUGUUAUCUAUUUUUGCUGGCUUGAGCUCACAGCAGAGCAAGAUAAGGCAUUUGUCACAGACACGCAUAAAAUGCCACCCACAUGAUAAUACUACGGGUAUUUUACCUAUCAGAUCUUUGUACAAAUUAUUCACUGAAGUCAGCAAUCCUAAUGACUGUUGUAGAAACUUCUUCAUUUUCUUUUGUGUUUCUGUGAUAGCAAUCUCCUUGUUCAAACAAACAUGUGAAAAGAUGUCAUGCACUUUAUUAUCAUCAUGGUUUUAUUAUUUAAUGCUCACAUGAGGCACAUUUAUAAAUGAUGUCAAUCGAUGCAUGGAGGAGUAAAAUCUGCAAUUUUUAGAAGUGAUGAACUAGAAUAGUAAACUUUUUGGUUACUUGAUAAACACAUGAUCAUGACCCUUAUAUUAUGGUCCAAGACUCAGAAGAAACAGUAAACCUGUGAUUUUAUUCUCGAAACUUUGUCACUUUUUCACAUUUAUGGCCAUAAGCAUGCAUGCAAAGUUAGGAUACACUGAUAUGUUUUGAAGUGUACGCAAAUCAUUUUCUACCUAUUUUGAUGUUCGCGGGUCAAUUUGACCCACAUUUUUUUUUGUGUUCCAGCCAACUGUACAGACCCAAAUUAAAUAUAUGUCUUCAGUGUUUGUUGCUAUAUUGGUGUUUUACUAUCCUGAAAUGGAGUAAAAAUGCUUCUCUCCACUCUUUUCAGUACUGAAAAAGACUUUUACAGAUACAGAUGGAUCAUUUCUAUUUACAAUGUAUAUGAAAAACUACUUGUUAUCGUUUUCUUCCAGACAUUUUGUGAGUUUUUCUUAUUUAGGGCCAUGAACAUGCAUGCAAAGUUAGGAUACACUGUGUGUGUUUUGAAGUUUACACAAAUAAUGUUUGUUUACAAUUUUGAUGUUCGCGGGUGAAUUUCACCCAUUUAUUUUUGUUCCAAGGUAACAAAUUAAAUACAUUUAUUGCAUA
Paramisgurnus dabryanus is the source of this 4723-nucleotide messenger RNA. RefSeq names its product interleukin 21 receptor, tandem duplicate 1 (gene il21r.1). Gene Ontology annotation, cellular component: external side of plasma membrane. Gene Ontology annotation, molecular function: protein binding; cytokine receptor activity. The record is from RefSeq and is a predicted model, not a curated record. Gene Ontology annotation, biological process: cytokine-mediated signaling pathway. Lineage: Eukaryota; Metazoa; Chordata; Actinopteri; Cypriniformes; Cobitidae.